AGUGCUGCAUGUCUGUAGGUACAGCAAAUGCAAUGGCCAUGGGCAGGUUUUGUGUGGGAGCUGCUUUCGUCAUAGCAAUUUGGAUGACCGAAGUCUCUUGCGCCUCCCUUGGAGGGACCAACGGGAGAUCCAAAGAUGAGAUCGGCCUGGGAAAUGUUCCACAAAAUGACCUAGCUGAAGUCAUUGAAAUGCAACAACUAAUUGAGGCCCUGUAUCAAGACCACUAUAUUAUAGAAGAAUACCUCAAGUCUGCCGCAAAAGCUAGGGCCUAUGACCACGUGACCACAGCCCCCCUGGCCUCUGACCCCCUGGCCUCGAACAACGUGACUCAAGCCUCUGACCCCCUGGCCUCGAACAACAUGACUCAAGCCUCUGACCCCCUGGCCGCUAACAACAUGACUCAAGCCUCUGACCCCCUGGCCGCUAACAAUGGGACUCAAGCCUCUGACCCCCUGGCCGCUAACAACGGGACUCAAGCCUCUGACCCCCUGGCCUCUAACAACGGGACUCAAGCCUCUGACCCCCUGGCCUCUAACAACGGGACUCAAGCCUCUGACCCCCUGGCCUCUAACGUGACUCAAGCCUCUGACCCCCUGGCCUCUAACAACGGGACUCAAGCCUCUGACCCCCAGGCCUCUAACGUGACUCAAGCCUCUGUCCCCCUGGCCUUUAACGUGACUCAAGCCUCUGACCCCCUGGCCUCUAACGUGACUCAAGCCUCUGACCCCCUGGCCUCUAACGUGACUCAAGCCUCUGACCCCCUGGCCUCUAACGGGACUCAAGCCUCUGACCCUUUUGCCUCUAACGUGACUCAAGCCUCUGACCCUUUGGCCUCUAACGUGACUCAAGCCUCUGACCCUUUGGCCUCUAACAACGUGACUCAAGCCUCUGACCCUUUGGCCUCUAACAACGUGACACAAGCCUCUGACCCCCUGGCUUCUAACGUGACCCAAGCCUCUGACCCCCUGUCCUCUAACGGGACUCAAGCCUCUGACCCCUUGGCCUCUAACAACGUGACUCAAGCCUCUGACCCCCUGGCCUCUAACAACGUGACCCAAGCCUCUGACCCCCUGGCCUCUAACAACGUGACCCAAGCCUCUGACCCCCUGGCCUCUAACAACAUGACUCAAGCCUCUGACCCCCUGGCCUCUAACAACGGGACUCAAGCCUCUGACCCCCUGGCCUCUAACGUGACUCAAGCCUCUGACCCCCUGGCCUCUAACAACGGGACUCAAGGCUCUGACCCCCUGGCCUCUAACAACGGGACUCAAGGCUCUGACCCCCUGGCCUCUAACAACGGGACUCAAGGCUCUGACCCCCUGGCCUCUAACAAUGUAACGCAAGCCUCUUACCCCCUGGCCGCUAACAUGACUCAAGCCUCUUACACCCUGGCCUCUAACGUGACUCAAGCCUCUGACCCUUUGGCCUCUAACGUGACUCAAGCCUCUGACCCUUUGGCCUCUAACGUGACUCAAGCCUCUGACCCUUUGGCCUCCAACGGGACUCAAGCCUCUGACCCUUUGGCCUCCAACGGGACUCAAGCCUCUGACCCUUUGGCCUCCAACGGGACUCAAGCCUCUGACCCUUUGGCCUCUAACGUGACCCAAGCCUCUGACCCAUUGGCCUCUAACAACGUGACUCAGGCCUCUGACCCUUUGGCCUCUAACAACGUGACACAGGCCUCUGACCCCCUGGCUUCUAACGUUACCCAAGCCUCUGACCCCCUGGCCUGUAACAACGGGACUCAAGCCUCUGACCCCCUGGCCUGUAACAACGGGACUCAAGCCUCUGACCCCCUGGCCUGUAACAACGGGACUCAAGCCUCUGACCCCCUGGCCUCUAACAACGGGACUCAAGCCUCUGACCCCCUGGCCUCUAACAACGGGACUCAAGCCUCUGACCCCCUGGCCUCUAACAACGGGACUCAAGCAUCUGACCCCCUGGCCUCUAACAACGAGACUCAAGCCUCUGACCCCCUGGCCUCUAACGUGACUCAAGCCUCUGACCCCCUGGCCUCUAACGGGACUCAAGCCUUUUGCCCCCUGGCCUCUAACGGGACUCAAGGCUCUGACCCCCUGGCCUCCAACAACGGGACUCAAGGCUCUGACCCCCUGGCCUCCAACAACGGGACUCAAUCCUCUGACCCCCUGGCCUCCAACAACGGGACUCAAUCCUCUGACCCCUUGGCCUCCAACAACGGGACUCAAUCCUCUGACCCCCUGGCCUCUAACGGGACUCAAGCCUCUGACCCCCUGGCCUCUAACAACGGGACUAAAGCCUCUGACCCCCUGGGCUCUAACAACAUGACUCAAGCCUCUGACCCCCUGUCCUCUAACGGGACUCAAGCCUCUGACCCCCUGUCCUCUAACGGGACUCAAGCCUCUGACCCCCUGGCCUCCAACAACAUGACUCAAGGCUCUGACCCCCUGGCCUCCAACAACGGGACUCAAUCCUCUGACCCCCUGGCCUCCAACAACGGGACUCAAUCCUCUGACUCCCUGGCCUCCAACAACGGGACUCAAGCCUCUGACCCCCUGGCCUCUAACAACGGGACUCAAGCCUCUGACCCCCUGGCCACUAACAACGGGACUCAAGCCUCUGACCCCCUGGCCUCUAACAACGGGACUCAAGCCUCUGACCCCCUGGCCUCUAACGUGACCCAAGCCUCUGACCCCCUGGCCUCUAACGGGACCCAAGCCUCUUACCCCCUGGCCUCUAACGUCACUCAAGCCUCUGACCCCCUGGCCUCCAACAACGGGACUCAAGCCUCUGACCCCCUUGCCUCCAACAACGGGACUCAAGCCUCUGACCCCCUUGCCUCCAACAACGGGACUCAAGCCUCUGACCCCCUGGCCUCUAACAACGGGACUCAAGGCUCUGACCCCCUGGCCUCUAACAACGGGACUCAAGGCUCUGACCCCCUGGCCUCUAACAACGUGACUCAAGCCUCUGACCCCCUGGCCUCUAACAACAGGACUCAUGCCUCUGACCCCCUGGCCUCUAACAACAGGACUCAUGCCUCUGACCCCCUGGCCUCCAACAACGGGACUCAAGCCUCUGACCCCCUGGCCUCUAACGGGACUCAAGCCUCUUACCCCCUGGCCUCCAACAACGUGACCCAAGCCUAUGCCCACGGUACUACAGCCCCCCUGGCCUCUAACAACGUGACUCAAGCCUCUGACCCCCUGGCCUCUAACAACGGGACUCAAGCCUCUGACCCCCUGGCCUCUAACAACGGGACUCAAGCCUCUGACCCCCUGGCCUCUAACAACGGGACUCAUGCCUCUGACCCCCUGGCCUCUAACAACGGGACUCAAGCAUCUGAUCCCUUUGCCUCUAACAACGUGACUCAAGCCUCUGACCCCCUGGCCUCUAACAACAGGACUCAUGCCUCUGACCCCCUGGGCUCUAACAACGGGACUCAAGCAUCUGAUCCCUUUGCCUCUAACAACGUGACUCAAGCCUCUGACGACCACAAACUGGCCUCCGACAUCUCUGGGAAGCUUGCUUCGAGUCAAAGCAACAACUCCAUGAUGCCCAUUCAUGACAAUCAAAAUGUUUCACAAACAUCGCUAAGCAAAGGUUGCAGGAAACGCUAUAAGGCCGUUGGACUACAAUUGCUUAAGGCGAUCUCAAAUUAUAAGGAUGUUAAAGAAGUAAGCCGAGAGUCGGAUCAGGUGAACGCCGAGGCAUCAUCAGGAACUGACCCCAGAGCAGUCGGGGCUGCUUUGGGUGCCAACGAUUUAGCCGCUCUGAAUAAUGUUUUAACUGGACUACAGCAUAAUGGACAACAAACUGACUAUAAUGAAUGUAUGCCUUGAUAAUAAAAACUUUUAA
Molecule: messenger RNA, 3837 nt
Organism: Gadus chalcogrammus (walleye pollock)
Lineage: Eukaryota; Metazoa; Chordata; Actinopteri; Gadiformes; Gadidae
Exons: 6
Coding region: 9-3821 (1270 amino acids)
Cellular component (GO): cytoplasm; cornified envelope
Source: RefSeq, a predicted model, not a curated record